AUGUCUUCGGGAAUAGGCCUCUUUGUUCUACCAGAUGACUCCUCCUCCACCUUGCUCAGCAUCCAACUUUUCCUCUUUCUCGCUAUCUUAACCGCUGUUUUCAGAUUCUGGCUAGUCCCGGGUGGUCUUGCAUGGGCUCUUUCCAAAGCAAAAACCGGUGCCCCCAUUCCCGGACCAUCUGGAUUUCCCCUUAUCGGACUCAUUUUCACUUUCGGACUCAUUUUCACUUUCAUGAGUUCUUUGACUCAUAGAAAACUUGCAAACCUUUCUCAGACCUUAAAGGCAGGUCCACUAAUGGCCUUUUCGGUUGGGUUCACCCGUUUCGUUAUUUCAAGUGAUCCGGGUUCGGCUAAGGACAUUCUCAGUAGUUCUGCCUUCGCUGAUCGUCCCAUUAAGGAAUCCGCUUACGAGCUCUUGUUUAAUCGGGCAAUGGGAUUUGUUCCCUUUGGAGAAUACUGGAGAGAGCUAAGAAGGAUUUCAGCUACUUACAUGUUUAGCCCGAAGAAAAUAGCUUGUGCUGAAGGAUUCCGUAAGAACAUCUGUCAUCAGAUGAUCACACAAGUAAAAACACAAAUGGAUCUAAAAGGGGAUGUUGAGAUCAAGCAAGUUCUUCACUAUGGUUCAUUGAAUAACAUGAUGAUGACUGUUUUUGGAAAGUAUUAUGAUUUUGGUGAAAAUGGGGACGGUUUGGAAUUAGAGGGAUUUGUUAGUGAAGGAUACAAGUUACUAGGGACAUUCAAUUGGAGCGAUCAUUUCCCGAUUCUAGGUUGGCUUGAUGUUCAAGGUGUGAGAAGGAGAAGUAGGAAACUAGUUUCUAAAGUGGAUGGGUUUGUUAGAAAGAUCAUAGACGAUCACAGCAUGGUUACUGAUCAGGACAAUAAUCAUGGAUACUUUGUUGAUGUUCUUCUUGAUCUUGAGAGAGAGAACAAGAUCACCCGAUCUGAUAUGGUCGCUGUUCUAUGGGAAAUGAUCUUCAGAGGAACAGAUACUGUUGCAAUUCUAUUAGAAUGGAUUCUAGCAAGACUAGUUCUUCAUCCAGACAUUCAAGCCAAAGCUCUCGCCGAAAUUGAAACAACUAUUGGCUCUUCAAGGGCGGUAAUGGAAUCUGAUAUCCCAAACCUGCCAUACCUCCAAGCCAUCGUAAAAGAGACUCUAAGAAUGCACCCUCCAGGCCCCCUCCUUUCAUGGGCUCGUCUUGCAAUCCACGACACACAUGUUGGGCAGUACUUUGUCCCUGCAGGGACCACGGCCAUGGUGAAUAUGUGGGCCAUAGCACAUGACAAAGGAAUUUGGUCGGAGCCAGAAGAGUUCAGGCCAGAGAGAUUCAUUGAACAUGAUGUGUCUGUCAUGGGGUCUGACAUGAGGCUCGCCCCUUUUGGUUCAGGAAGGAGGGUAUGUCCCGGGAAAACUAUGGGUCUAGCUACCGUUCAUAUUUGGUUGGCUGUGCUUCUUCAGAACUUUGAGUGGACCUCUAAGGAUGAUGUGGAUUUGACUGAGGUUCUCAAGAUGUCCAUGGAAAUGAAGAAUCCCUUGGUGUGUAAAGCUGUUGCAAGGGUUUUUUGAGCAUGCUUGUUGGCUCCUUCU
This is a messenger RNA of Impatiens glandulifera, 1584 nucleotides long. Its product is annotated as cytochrome P450 78A5-like. Bases 1 to 1563 code for a protein of 520 amino acids. The record is from RefSeq and is a predicted model, not a curated record. The transcript has 3 exons. Gene Ontology annotation, molecular function: monooxygenase activity; oxidoreductase activity, acting on paired donors, with incorporation or reduction of molecular oxygen; iron ion binding. Lineage: Eukaryota; Viridiplantae; Streptophyta; Magnoliopsida; Ericales; Balsaminaceae.